Hymenoscyphus albidus is the source of this 1805-nucleotide messenger RNA. Lineage: Eukaryota; Fungi; Ascomycota; Leotiomycetes; Helotiales; Helotiaceae. The record is from the annotation of a GenBank genome assembly.
CCCCCAGUAAGCGACUCCGUUGGGUGUUUGAGCGCUGGUCAAAACACGUUUCGGUUCAUGGGCGUUGCGCCCAAUUUCCCACAUUUCUCACCAAAACAGUGCAAAGUCUUGAAGUCAUCUCCCCCUGCCACUGACCCCGAUGCAACAAGUGUGCCGGGGGUGCAAAUUUGAUCAUCGGGACCCGGCCGCAUUUUAUUUAUGCCUUCCAGUCCCCCAUCAGAUGAUUUCUCUUGGCUCUGCUUUCUCUCCCUCCAUCAUCAACUCAUCUUUCCUCUCUUCCUCCCUCCUGUUUGUCCAUUUUAGUGUGUCUUUAAUUCCACCCACUCUCAUUCCCUACUUUCUAAUUGUCGACCGGUACGACACAACGCUUCAUUUUACUUACUCCCACGAUACAAACACCUCAGCGCUAGACGCCUUCAACUCGGUUUUUCGAAGCAACUCGUUUCAACCGACUCACACUCGUUAUAUUUGAGAUCAGGAUCUUUUAAAUACACAAAAUUCAAAAUGCAGUUCACAACUCUUACCUUGGCCGCUUUGAGCGUUGCCAGUGUUUUCGGUAAGUCAUUUGCAGAAAUAUAGCCUUCUUGCCAUAUCUAAUAUAUCCAACAGCAGCUGGUGAGGGACAAAAGCCUGGAGCAGCACAGCCAUCAGGAUCAGGAGUACCAAGAGGAGCAGGAUCAGCACAACCAUCGGGAGCUGUGGUACCAAAGGCGUCGGGAGCACCAGGAGCAGCAAGGCCAACAGGUGGAUCAGGAACCGCCCCAGGAGCAGCCAAGGGAACUGGUGCUCCAGGAAGCGGGUCAGCAUCCGGCGCUGGAGUCAAAGUCCACGUUGUGAAGGUUGGAGGAAACAAUGGCACGCUUAAAUUCCAGCCAGAUGAUAUCCAGGCCGCAGUUGGAGAUAUGAUCCAAUUCCAGUUUGCACCAAACAACCACUCCGUCGUCCAAUCAACCUUCGAUGCUCCAUGUAUCGCUUCAGGAAGCGUCUACUCCGGGUAUAUGCCAGUAGCAGCCUCUGCCUCCACAACCCCAACAUAUACUAUUAUGGUUAACGACACCAAGCCACUUUGGUUUUACUGCUCGCAAGGCAAGCACUGCCAAAACGGAAUGUCUAUGGUUGUCAACGUGUAAGUACUCCCGCAAACCAUCUUUUUAUACGAGGCAAAUUCCUAACAUUCUUCAUCAGUGCCACCACUGGAAACAAGACCCUCGCCGCCUACAAAGCAGCAGCCAAGAACGUCGCUCAAGCCACCAUCCCAGGUCAAAAACCAGGAGCAGGAGGAGCAGCACCAGGUGGAGGGAACGGCGGUGGAUCAGCUGGAGGAAACGGUACCUCUGGAGGCAACGGCGGUGGUGCUACACCUUCUGGAGGUAACGGAGGAGGAGCAGGAGGUGCUGGCGGCGCAUCCCCAGCAGGAACUCCAACUCCUACUCCAACCGUCAACACCUCAUCCGGAUCCCUCAUCCAAGUAUCAAGUACACUUCUGGUUGGUGUUAUGUUCGCUGCUUUCUUCCUGUAGAGCGUUCUCGGGUGUUAGGGCCAAGGUCACACUUGCAUUUUGCAAUACGGUUGAAAAGAGAAAUGUUAGAAAACGGGGUUGACCCACGUGUGGAGUAUUUAAAAUCCUGUAAUUUUUUGGUGAAGAGAGGAUAUUUGAUCGGGAGUUCUUCUUUUCUGGCUAUACAGCCCAAUGUUUUCUUUUGCUCUUGCUUCUUUCUUUCGCAUUCUUGAUGAUGUAUACCAAGAAUUGAACAAUAGAUAAAAUUUGUUAAUAAGAUAUCCAAUCUUAUGUGUGAUGAUGAUCA